Messenger RNA from Drosophila elegans, 1229 nucleotides. Its product is annotated as galactose mutarotase. Bases 72 to 1178 code for a protein of 368 amino acids. The record is from RefSeq and is a predicted model, not a curated record. Gene Ontology annotation, biological process: beta-D-galactose catabolic process via UDP-galactose, Leloir pathway; glucose metabolic process. The transcript has 2 exons. NCBI's taxonomy places the organism in Eukaryota, Metazoa, Arthropoda, Insecta, Diptera, Drosophilidae. Gene Ontology annotation, molecular function: carbohydrate binding; aldose 1-epimerase activity.
UUUAGUCAAACUGUCGAUGCAGUUGCUGUCAAGUAUCUUUAAGGUAAGGAGUCAGGGAAGGGGACACCAAAAUGUCGAUCACCGUAGAGGAGAAAAACUUCGGCCUGGCCGUAAACCCUCUAACCGAGUCCCGCGAAAUGGUGCGCUGCUACACGCUGAAGAACACCAAGGGCAUGUCCGUGUCGGUCAUCCAGCUGGGGGCCAGUAUCCAGAGCGUCUGUCUGCCCGACGACUCCAAGAAGACGGAGGACGUGUGCCUGGGCUUCGACGACGUCGCCGGUUAUGUGGCCAAUAAGGGGGCCUACAUCGGCGGAACCCUCGGACGUGUGGCAAACCGGGUGGCCAACGGCGAGUAUUCCGUGGACGAAACUACGAUCAAGCUGUCUAAGAACAUCCAGGACAAUUUCCAGCUGCACGGCGGAUUCGUGGGUUUCGACAGCGUCAUCUGGGAAGUAGUGCAGAAAUCGGCCGAGGGCGUGGUCUUCCGCCACGACUCGGCCCAUGGCCACGAAGGCUAUCCGGGCACGCUGACCUGUCUGGUCACCUACCGGCUGGACAACGAGAACCGGCUGUCGAUCACUUUUGAGGCCACCACCGAUCGCCAGACGGUGGUCAAUCUCUCGAGCCACGCCUACUACAACCUGGCUGGCCACGCCUCCGGGGCCAAAGGUCUGGCGGAGCACACCGUGGAGAUUGCCUCCAGUGAGAUCGUGGACACGGACAAUUGGCAGAUCCCCACAGGCAACUUGAACGUGGUGGCAGACACAGUCUUCGACCUCAGGUCGCCCGUUCUGCUAGGCGAUCGACUGAAGCAGUUCGAGGAUCGAUUGAUCCAGGGCUUCGACAACUGCUUCGUGGUGAACGGAGGUCGGGUACAGAGAGCCAUCGUCAAGGUGGCCAAGAUUGUGCAUCCGCCCAGUGGCCGAGCGAUGGAGGUGUGGACCGACCAGCCCGGCAUGCAGUUCUACACUGCCAACAACAUGACCACCAUCUCGGGCAAGAAGGGUGCUCGGUAUGUGAAGCACGGCUCCUUCUGUGUGGAGACGGAGAAGUUUCCCGAUGCCAUGAAUCACCCGGACUUCCCCUCGAUCAAUCUGGAGCCUGGCGAACAGUAUAGACACCAAGUGGUGUACUGGUUCAAGGCCGAGAAGACCUGCAGGUGCUGCUUUAAAAAAUAACCCUGACCCCCUCUUAAAUAAAUUUUAAAUAAACUGGUUCCUUUUCCCUAA